Messenger RNA from Lagopus muta (rock ptarmigan), 1440 nucleotides. RefSeq lists its product as uncharacterized. The record is from RefSeq and is a predicted model, not a curated record. Lineage: Eukaryota; Metazoa; Chordata; Aves; Galliformes; Phasianidae. The transcript has 2 exons. Bases 25 to 1440 code for a protein of 471 amino acids.
UGCCAAGGCAGGCAGGCCAGGACCAUGACUCCACUCAGCCAGCCAAGGCAGGCAGGCAGGAGCCAGGACUCCAGCCAGCUAGCCAAGGCAGGCAGGCAGGAAUCAGGACUCCAGUCAGCCAGCCAAGGCAGGCAGGUAGGAGCCAGGACUCCAGUCAGCCAGCCAAGGCAGGCAGGCAGGAGUCAGGACUCCAGUCAGCCAGCCAUGGCAGGCAGGCAGGAGCCAGGACUCCAGCAAGCCAGCCAAGGCAGGCAGGCAGGGGCCCGGGCUCCAGCCAGCCAGCCAAGGCAGGCAGGCAGGAGUCAGGACUCCAAUCAGCCAGCCAAGGCAGGCAGGCAGGAGGAAGGACUCCAGUCACCCAGCCAAGGCAGGCAGGAAGGAGUCAGGACUCCAGUCAGCCAGCCAAGGCAGGCAGGCAGGAGCCAGGACUCCAGUCAGCAAGCCAAAGCAGGCAGGCAGGAGCCAGGUCUCCAGGCAACUAGACAAGGCAGGCAGGCAGGAGCCAGGACACCAGCCAGCCAGCCAAGGCAGACAGGCAAGGACCAUGAUCCAGUCAAACAGCCAAGGCAGGCAGGCAGGAGCCAGGACUUUAGCCAGCUAGCCAAGGCAGGCAGGCAGGAGCCAGGACUCCAGACAGCCAGCCAAGGCAGGCAGGCAGGGGCCAGGAUUCCAGCCAGCCUGCCAAGGCAGGCAGGCCAGGACCAUGACUCCACUCAGCCAGCCAAGGCAGGCAGGCAGGAGCCAGGACUCCAGACAGCUAGCCAAGGCAGGCAGGUAGGAGCCAGGACUCCAGUCAGCAAGCCAAUGCAGGCAGGCAGGAGCCAGGACUCCAGUCAGCAAGCCAAUGCAGGCAGGCAGGAGCCAGGACUCCAGGCAACUAGACAAGGCAGGCAGGCAGGAGCCAGGACUCCAGCCAGCCAGCCAAGGCAGACAGGCAAGGACCAUGAUCCAGUCAAAGAGCCAAGGCAGGCAGGCAGGAGCCAGGACUCCAGUCAGCCAGCCAAGGCAGGCAGGCAGGGGCCAGGAUUCCAGCCAUCCUGCCAAGGCAGGCAGGCCAGGACCAUUACUCCACUCAGCCAGCCAAGGCAGGCAGGCAGGAGCCAGGACUCCAGCCAGCUAGCCAAGGCAGGCAGGCAGGAGCCAGGACUCCAGUCAGCCAGCCAAGGCAGGCAGGCAGGAGUCAGGACUCCAGCAAGCCAGGCAAGGCAGGCAGGCAGGCGCCCGGGCUCCAGCCAGCCAGCCAAGGCAGGCAGGCAGGUGCGAGGACUCCAGACAGCCUGCCAAAGCAGGCAGGCAAGGACCAUGACUCCAGUCAGCCAGCCAAUGCAGGCAAGCAGGAGCCAGGACUCCAGCCAGCUAGCCAAGGCAGGCAGGCAGGAGCAAGGACUCCAGUCAGCCAGCCAAGGCAGGCAGGCAGGAGCCAGGACACCAGCCAACUAG